Messenger RNA from Telopea speciosissima, 716 nucleotides. Its product is annotated as glutathione S-transferase-like. The transcript has 4 exons. NCBI's taxonomy places the organism in Eukaryota, Viridiplantae, Streptophyta, Magnoliopsida, Proteales, Proteaceae. The record is from RefSeq and is a predicted model, not a curated record. Gene Ontology annotation, molecular function: glutathione transferase activity; glutathione binding. The coding region runs from base 27 to 668 and encodes 213 amino acids. Gene Ontology annotation, cellular component: cytoplasm.
UUCCCAAGCUUCUCCAGCAGAUCAGCAUGGCACCCAAGGUCCACGCAGCCUUAUACUCCACCGCAGCAAUGAGAGCCUUCGCUACCCUCCACGAGAAAAACGUCGAAUUUGAGGUCGUCCCUAUUGACAUGAGAGCAGGGGAGCACAAGAAGGAACCCUUCCUCUCCCUCAACCCAUUUGGUAAAGUUCCAGCCUUUGAAGACGGAGACCUAAAGCUAUUCGAAUCAAGAGCAAUAACCGCUUACGUUGCGUACGAGUACCACGGGAAGGGGACGGAAUUGGUUUACCAUGACACGAAGAAGAUGGCGACUGUGAGCGUAUGGAUUGAAGUGGAAGCUCACCAUUUCGACCCAGUUGUUUCAAAGCUGGUUACUGAGCAACUAGUGAAGCCCAUGUUAAGGGGCUUAGAACCAGACUCGGCAGUUGUGGAGGAGAACCAGAAAAAGUUGGGUGAGGUUCUUGAUGUGUACGAGGCCAGACUAUCGAAAUCCAAGUAUUUGGGUGGAGAUGAGUUCACUUUAGCAGAUCUUCAUCACUUGCCGACGAUGCAUUACUUGAUGGGGACAUCGACCAAAGAAGUGUUCGAGACUCGCCCGCAUGUCAGUGCUUGGGCUAAAGAUAUCUUGGCUAGGCCGGCUUGGAUCAAGACUGCUGCAAUGCAGAAAUAAGCUUAAAAACUUAAAAGGUGUUUUUAUAGUUUAGAGAAUGAAGAAGAU